Messenger RNA from Cygnus atratus (black swan), 1214 nucleotides. RefSeq names its product coiled-coil domain containing 152 (gene CCDC152). The transcript has 10 exons. The record is from RefSeq and is a predicted model, not a curated record. NCBI's taxonomy places the organism in Eukaryota, Metazoa, Chordata, Aves, Anseriformes, Anatidae. The coding region runs from base 1 to 1200 and encodes 399 amino acids.
AUGGCCGAGAGCAAAGGAGAACUGCCUCCCAAAGGACUUUGUCAACCAGGUCCUGAACUGGACAGAAUCUGUCCUCCAAAAAUCCAAAGUAGCAGUUCUGCUGACUGCCCUCGUUGCUUCUCCAAGGAUAGAGAACUCUAUCAUCUUGUGAUCGCUGUGCCCACAACAGCUUCCAACCAUCACAUCAACCACAAGACCUUCCCUGUUAACAAAAUACAAGUCAAGUGGGAUACCUUGCCUAGUCGGUUCCCUCACCACCUGCACCAGGAAGUUACCAUCCACACAUUCCGGAAAUCUCCUAGUCUGCUUCUUCUCCAUGUAAUCAUCUUCCCAGGGAUUCUGUUUGAUGGCAAGUUAAAUAUGACUCAACAGGACGUCCUGGCAGACAAAAGGGCCAGCUGUACUCUGGGAUGCAUCAAACACAGCACUGCUAGCCGGUCGAGGGAAGGGAUUGUCCUGCUCUGCUCUGUGUUGCUGCAGCCUCACCUCCAGUACUGUGUGAGUUUUGGGAGCCACAAUAAAAUAUCAGAAAUUAGUGAAGCAAACAAUCUACUGGUUCUUCAGCUGGAAAAAUCUAACAGGUUGUUAUCAUUAAGCCAAUCAAAGGAGGAAUCAGUAAAAGAAGAAUGCACUGCCCUACAGAAUGUGAUCAAGGGUCUAACACAAACUCUUGAAAAUCACUGCAACGUGAAAGAUGAAAACGGUAGACUGAAGGAAAACAUUCACAUUUUGGAAGAGAAAUUAAAGGCUUGUGAACAGGAAUAUAAAGAUCAGAUUGAGAAACUUAUGAUAGAAAUUCAAAACAAAGAAGAAGCCCACAAAUUAGAAAUAACACGCUUGAACUGCAACAUAAGAAAAAAAUCUGAAGCACAAGAGGUGGAGUUUAGAGAACAAAUAGAGAAGAAAGAACUGGAAAUACUAGAGCUAACUAGGCAGCUGAAAACUCAAGAUGAAGAGAAGCAAAAUGAAAUAAUUAAACUGCAGAUAGAGUUCAAUGCUAAAUUGGCAAGAGUCCAGAACAAAACAACAAAGUCAUUUUCAGAUGCUUCUGUCUUGCCACAAAGUAUCUAUCGAAGGAAGUUGCAGCAUCUCCAGGAGGAGAAAAACAAGGAAAUUGAAGUUCUCCGAAACACCAUAAGAGACUUAGAGCAACGUCUUAAUAAAGUCCAGGACUUGCACUUCAAACGGAGGCGGUUUUGAGUAAAUAGUAUGAG